This is a messenger RNA of Seriola dumerili (greater amberjack), 1129 nucleotides long. RefSeq names its product interleukin-12 subunit beta-like. Gene Ontology annotation, molecular function: protein binding. Lineage: Eukaryota; Metazoa; Chordata; Actinopteri; Carangiformes; Carangidae. Bases 90 to 1052 code for a protein of 320 amino acids. The transcript is spliced from 9 exons. The record is from RefSeq and is a predicted model, not a curated record.
ACAAGCCGAACACAUCUCACUUCUCUGGCGUGACGAUCAGAUCAGCUUUCAUCAGCAGUGAGAAUUUUGGAUCAAAUCCACUUGUCAAGAUGAGUUCAUUGCUCCUCAUGGUCCUGUAUGCUGCACUGUGCAGUGCCAACACGGACAGCCACCAAGAAAACAUAGAGACUCUAAUGGAUAAUGUUCUGGUCCUGAGGGUGCCUUAUGGUCAGGGCAGCAUGGUGUAUGUUCCUCUGACCUGUGGAGAAGCUUAUCAAAAUCAGCCUGUGACUUGGAAGAAAAAUGGAAUGGAGCUUAACCCACCUCUGCAGGGGAACCAGAUCAAGGUUCUGGUGGAAGAGAUGAACGGAGGAAACUACACUUGUCACCUCAGCCCCAACGGAGAGUACCUCAACCAUACUGUGAUCCUGGUCCAACUGGACCCAGAUAACAGGACAGUCAUACUGGAGGAAAAAUCCCCCGAAGAAGGUUACAUCCACUGUUCCGCAUCAAACUAUAAAGGUGCCUUCGACUGCACCUGGACAAGAACACAAUCCAGAUCCAACGCUGCUGUGCUCCUGGUGAAGGCAGAACGUCAUCUGGAAAAGAUACCAUGUGAGCUGAACGCUGAUGGAUCAGGGGUUCACUGUGAUUACGCCACCUGCCCAUACAGAGAGGAACAACAACGCAUCUCCCUCACCGUUUACAUACACAGCUACUCUCGCCUCGAGUCCUACACAAAGGUUUUCUACCUGAGAGAGAUUGUGAGGCCAGAAAAACUCUCUCACCUGCGCAUCAGUGAGGGGAAAGUGUUCAGCUGGAGCUACCCUGACACGUGGGAGACCCCCGGUACCUUCUUUGGCCUGCAGUUCCAGGUCAAGUUGGUCAACCACGGACAUUCCUGUAACAGCGAUGUGCACAUAAUGCAUAGCAUCACUGACGACACCAAGUAUGAGGUUACAGUCAAAGCCAAGAAGUAUGUUUUCUGUGUGCGAGCUCAGGACAAGUACACCAGCGGGCCAUGGAGCCACUGGAGCCAAUGCACAGUGAACAAACAGGACGUGCACUGCUAGCUGUUCCCCUGGACUGCAGCCAUAAGAAAAUAAGGAUAGACAAAAACCUUUUUCUAAAUCUCUUUUUUUUUUUUUUA